Mercenaria mercenaria is the source of this 915-nucleotide messenger RNA. RefSeq lists its product as uncharacterized. The record is from RefSeq and is a predicted model, not a curated record. Lineage: Eukaryota; Metazoa; Mollusca; Bivalvia; Venerida; Veneridae. The transcript has 4 exons. Bases 164 to 661 code for a protein of 165 amino acids.
UAGCGCAAAGGGCGUGACUGUGUGCGCAAGGGGGUGUAGCUUGACGACCGAUUGCGAGUCAUUCUUCUACAAUUCGCAAGACAAAUUGUGCCAGCUUCACGAUAUUGUGUUCGAGAACAAUGGACCAAAUCUAACUUACGUCAGUCAAACGUACCAUUACAAAAUGAACGCAGUGGCACCAAGGUUUAUCUGCCCAUUAGCACCGCCAGGUGUUGGUUACAAUGUAGCUUUGUUGCAAGAUAACACGACCUUUACGUACAGAGUAGUGUGGGAUUAUGUGGAAAGAUUUGCUGCAGAUGCUGCCUGUAUUGCUGAUGGUGCGAGACUGGUUAAAGUCCUGACAUUAGCGAAAAUGCAAGCACUGGUGACUCUCUUCACUACAUGCCCAGGUUACGUUCAUUCAGGUAACUACUGGAUUGACGGUAGUAAUAUCAACGCUACGGACGUGUAUAACAUUACACAGUGGACGACAUCCGAUGGUGAACCAUUGCCGACAAGUAACCAAUUCUGGGGUCCGAACUGGCCGUCGAGUACGGACAUACGCCACUGUGUGGCCCUUUGGUCAAAUCUUGUGGAACAGCCAAUUUUCGGUGGAGGGUGGGCUUACCAAUGGAUUAACCCUCAAUGUUUUCACCCUUGUUACUAUAUUUGUGAAAAAUGAGAAACAGCCUGUGACAUUUUACAAAAUAGAAUUACUAGCAUAUACCAAUGAUAUGUGAAAAUGUUGUCUUUGUAAAGACGUUUUUAUAGAUUUUAUACCAUCGAUCUAUCAAGUGUAUCAGUUUAAAAUAUGUAAAAUGUUUAGUAAAACAGUGUUUGACAUUGUUCUUGUGGGCGUGUAUGUAAAUGCCGUUUUCUAAAAAAAUGUAUUUCAUGAUCUUAUCUAUGGUCUUUUAAAUAUAUUGUCUUUCUCUG